This is a messenger RNA of Salvelinus namaycush (lake trout), 3010 nucleotides long. RefSeq lists its product as uncharacterized. Bases 2269 to 2979 code for a protein of 236 amino acids. The transcript has 6 exons. The record is from RefSeq and is a predicted model, not a curated record. Lineage: Eukaryota; Metazoa; Chordata; Actinopteri; Salmoniformes; Salmonidae.
CCCGUACGGACUCAGGAGAGGUGAAGGUCUAAAGCCAUGCUUCCUCCGAAACACGACCCUGCCAUGCCACACUGCUUCUUGACACACUGCUCGCUUAACCGUACACCGUACAACUGGCCACCGCGUCAGCACCCGGCCAACCACAGGAGUCGCUAGAGCAUGAUGGGACAAGGACAUCCUCUAGUAUUUACUUGUUGAUGGCUACUUCCCAGUAAGGGGACUUAUACAGACGUCUUUUGGACGUCUUCUUUUGGUCCUGACUGGACCCGCCUUAUUUGUUUGGUGCGGUCCGGACUGGCUUUAAUAUCAUUGUCCAUGGACUGGAUUCUAAAAACACUGCUACGAAAAAGUCGUAGUUGUAUCGAAAUGGCGUGUUUUAGGGAAUCUCAUCCCCACACGUUGAUUUCUGGACAUCCAUGUUUGGUUCAGAUUUGGUACGAUCCAGACUGGCAUUGAUUUGGCCCAAACAUGGACAUAUACUGUAUGUUUGGUUUAGAUUUGGUCGGGUCCCCGUUCCAUGUAAUUGAUCUAUUCCAGAGCUAGCACACCUGAUUAAAUUUGUCAACACAUCCUCAAGCUCCUGAAUCUCAGCUAGCUGUUGUAAGAUGAAUGCACUAACUGUAAGAAUAUCUGAUAAAUUACUCAAAUGUUAACAUAGAGCACAACAGAGUACAGCACAUAACAGUACAGUAAAAAAAGUAGAGAAAUUAUUUUCAAAAUUCAUUCAGAACAGAAAAUUAACCUGAUUCCAAUGUCCGGAAAAUAAUCACUGUCAACGUCGGGAAAAUACGUACUUUCAACGUCCAGAAAAUACAUACUUUCAACAUCCGUAAAAUACGUAUUUUAAACUUCACCUUUCAUUCAGAACCUAGAAUGAACCUAACUUCAACAUCUGGAAAAUAUGUAAUUUUGCUUACUGGGUUAAGACUUUUGGGAACACACUGAAAAGUAUCUUGACACUGUUGAUCAGUUGUCUGUUUCCUGUGUUGAUCUAACUAAUUAGCUAGCUAGCAUAUGUACACUCACAUCAAUGUAGAGAAAAUAUUUAAAUCCAUGUAUUUGUUUGUGGCCUUUUAUAAAGACAGCGCCCCAAUUUUCCCUUGCCAUAAGAGUUUGAAAAUGACAACUGCUUUCUAAGUCUUGCGACCGACAUCCCCAUAUGAUAAAAUAAACGGUACCAAACCAAAAACAUGAAUCUGUUUAAAACAAUCGAUUUAGUGUAAAUCUUGAUGACUAUAAACUUUUAAUAUUAACAUCACCAAUCUGAGGUAAAAACGAUGAGUACUGUAACUUGUGAAAAUGGGAGCUUGUGUAAGGCACGAACACAAACUGUCGACAUUAGGGAAAUUAGCAGAUUAUAAAAUAAUUUAAUAUGGCAAAAAUAAUUCAGUUUUGGAUGAUAGUUAAUGUUGUCACAUUUAAAAAAUCCAAACAUUUAGAGAGUUUAGAAAUGCUCCUAAACAUAAUUGAACUAGUAGCUCCAGACUAGAGCUAAUAUAGUCUGCUUGAAUGUUUGAUGUCCCUAAUAGUAUAGUUAUCCUUACAAUACAAAUGGUAAAAGGGACCCAUGUCUGUCCCUGUUCUAUGAGAGACUCACUGUCUUUCUAAUCUAAAUGCUGUAACAGUGACAAGGCAUUCGAUGCGACAGAGAAGGACUGAGGCAAAAUGAAGCCUGAUCGCUUAACUGACUGUGUUCUAAUGAGAACACAACAUGACAUGAGACCGAGGGGGAGAAAUGGAAAGGAGGAAAUGUUCUAUAACAAUACUACAAACAAUGUCCUACAUGGAAAACAAUUAGGCAAUUCAAUACGCUUAAUGUUUCGCCAAAUCGGGGAACUUGGUGAGAUAAUGUUCAUUGAAAGCUUUUUUUGUUGUUGCAGUUUUGUGCACGUCUUUCUAUUCUAAAUACAUGAGUAAUGUACUGUAGUGUGCAUAAUCCCAGCAGAAUCUUAGAAAUUCCUUUUCUCCUACGUGGUUUUACAAGUUUAUCAACUUUCAAAGCAGCAUAAAUUAAUAAACGGUAAAAAAAAACAAGAUCAUCUCACAUGGACGUACGUGUUGAGUAACAUGUGUUGCAAUCAGACUUUAGCCUUUAAUCAAAUACGGUAACAUGGCAAAUAAGCCAUUGAGUCAUUGCCACCAGCUCAAACCGCACCUCCAUAUUACUUCAACACCAGUGCAACAUAUUUGGAUGAAUCCAUUUAACUGUGACCAUGAUAUCUGAGGAAAUCUAUACAAACACAGAUAGAAGACAAUGACUCCAGCACAAUGAACAUCUUGGAUAUUGAUGACGACAUGUAUGUCAAGCCCAGAACAAGACAUGGCUUUCAAUAUUCAGUACAUUUUCAGCGGUGGAAGAGCUCAUUCAGAGGUGCUGCAUUGUGUCUUGGAUUGCUGUGUAUUCUCCUACUGGCUGGGAUCAUAGGCCUGUGUGUCAACUUCACUGGUCAGCAUUACUGUGACGAAAGAGACCAGCUACAAAUCAGUAAUAACAACCUGACUAAAGAGAGAGACCAGCUACAAACCAGUUAUAACAACCUGAUUAAAGUGAGAGACCAGCUACAGACCAGUAAUAACAACCUGGCUAAUGAGAGAGACCGGCUACAGACCAGUAAUAAUAACCUGGCUAAUGAGAGAGACCAGCUACAGAGGGAGACAGAGAAGAUGAACAACAAGAUCAAAGGAAAUUUGGCGUUGAACGGAGUGGCCACUCAGUCAUCACUGUAUGGGAAUCGCGAAGCUUCCGAUGCCAUUGAUGGGAAAAGAAACACACACUAUGGAUCCUGCACCCAUACUCUGAAAGACAGAAACCCGUGGUGGAGAGUGGACCUGCUGAAUGUGUACAGAAUAACAGAGGUCACCCUCACCAACAGAGGAGACUGCUGUCCUGAGAGGCUUGAUGGUGCUGAGAUCCGCAUCGGUAACUCACUGGAGAACAACGGCAUCAACAACCCCAGUUUUGUGAUAUCCAAUUGGUAGUUAAAGCCUUGUCUCAUCGCUGCAACUCCCG